Rattus norvegicus (Norway rat) is the source of this 1232-nucleotide messenger RNA. The record is from RefSeq and is a predicted model, not a curated record. NCBI's taxonomy places the organism in Eukaryota, Metazoa, Chordata, Mammalia, Rodentia, Muridae.
CUUUAUUAAUGUUGUCUCCAAGAUUUGAGGUGGUUUUUGUUGGGUAAUUUCCAAUUCUGUAUUCUAGUUCAUGUCUAACCCUCACUCUAAGUAAAUAAUCUCCUUCUCUAGAUUCUGUGUCUCAUUUCAGACUAUUCCCUGUAGCCUUUCAUGUCUAAUCUCAAAGACAUGGGGGCUGAAACAGAUAAACAUCAAUGUCUGUCUAUAAUUAUGUUAGGAUAUGUAGCACUUUGAUAAGUACUCCAUUGUGCUAUCACCUUUUAAUGUCUAUUUUUCUGAUAAACUUUGUGAGGAAUAAAUUUAAUUGCCAUCUCAUGGAGAAGGAAAACCAGGGGCAUAGAGGGAGACACAGCUGUUGAAUUUAGAGAGCACAGUCAUUCAGCACGGAGGCUUGGGAAGGCUAGAUAACCUGGGCAAUGGAACUCAAGAUUAAGUUCCUAGGACAGCUGGGAGAUAGAAUGAACCCCAGAGCCUUCAUGGAAAGACACGAACAGAGCACCAUCCAAGCUAUGACUCAGGAAAUUUAAUUAGGAGUCAAAAGGGGAGGGAGCUCUGGCCACAGAAAUUCAAGAGAAGAGAGAUAUCUGUUGGGAAUCUGGGCUCCUAGGAUUCUCUAAAAGACUGCUUAGAAGACACAGCAACUAAGUUCACAUACAUCUGGUCCUGAUGCAUGAAAAUCAUGUAACUCAUCCAGAGAUGUGAAUAUUCCGUCAUUCUGUAGGAUGAGACAAAGGUCAAGCAAGUACAUGCUCUGCCUGUACUCAGGAGGAAUAAACUCAGACCAACCCAAGGCUACGCCCUCAGUCACCCUGUUCCCACCUUCCUCUGAAGAGCUCAAGACUGACAAGGCUACACUGGUGUGUAUGGUGACAGAUUUCUACCCUGGUGUUAUGACAGUGGUCUGGAAGGCAGAUGGUACCCCUAUCACUCAGGGUGUGGAGACUACCCAGCCUUUCAAACAGAACAACAAGUACAUGGCUACCAGCUACCUGCUUUUGACAGCAAAAGCAUGGGAGACUCAUAGCAAUUACAGCUGCCAGGUCACUCACGAAGAGAACACUGUGGAGAAGAGUUUGUCCCGUGCUGAGUGUUCCUAGGUCAUCUGACUUUCAUCUUACCCACAGAGACUUGGAUCAGAAACAUGUCCAAGUGUACCUAUACUGCUUUUGCCUACCAUAGCCCUUCUCCCUAUUCUCAAAAUGCACAAUAAAAUGUCUAUUCACAACCUCUAA